GAGGGAAGAUUCAGAACUUGCCAAAUAGAGAGCGGUCCCGUGAGCUCAGAGGAGGAUGGCAUCACUUCAAAUUCUGCAGCAGAAACAGCCAUCGCUCCAAACCACGCACCACUUCUGCUCCACCAUACAGAUCCAUCACAGCAUUCUUCCGAAGAUAGAAAGAUUCCCACAGUUAAAAGACCGCCCGCCUGUUGCAAUUGUGGGAAACGCUUUUCUAACAGAACCCUCCUUCAGAGACACGAAAAAAGCCAUGCCGGCGAGAAGCCAUUUUUAUGUUCCAUCUGCGAUAAACGUUUUAUCCAAAAAUCCUGUCUCAUCCGGCAUGAGAUAAUUCAUACGAGAGAGAAGCCAUACUCCUGCCCCGAAUGCGAGAAAAGUUUCCCUCAUAAAUCCCAGCUGCAAAUGCAUCAAAGAAUCCACACCGGCGAUUUGCAGUUUUCGUGUUCUGACUGCGACAGACGUUUUGUACAGAAAUCACAGCUCGUCCGACAUCGCAAAACGCACACGGGCGAGAAGCCGUUUUCCUGUUUGGAAUGUGGAAAGUGUUUUCCACUGAAGCAAAGUCUUGAUAAACAUCACAUGUUGCAUACCGGGGAGAAGCCACAUGAGUGUUCCGAGUGCGGGAAGAGUUUCAGGCUGAAACACACUCUUGACAAACACCGACUGACUCAUACUGGGGUGAAGCCAUAUUCUUGCUCGAUAUGUGGGAAAUGGUUUACAGUAAAUCGUAGUCUAUCUAUCCAUCAGCGGCUUCACACGGCCGACAAGACGUUUUCCUGUUCAGAGUGCGGGAAAUGUUUUACCCGGAGGGACUGUCUUAUUACGCAUCACCGGAGUCAUACAGGGGAAAAGCCUUACUCAUGUUCCCAGUGUGGGAAAUGUUAUUCCCAUAAAACGGGUCUUACGAAGCAUGAAAAAGUUCACAGAGGGGGGAGAAGCCAUAUUCAUGUUGAAUGUGCGGGAGAGGCUUCAAAAGACAAACCGUGUUGA
Molecule: messenger RNA, 990 nt
Organism: Staurois parvus
Lineage: Eukaryota; Metazoa; Chordata; Amphibia; Anura; Ranidae
Source: the annotation of a GenBank genome assembly